AUUAAAUUGUGAAAAAGCGGUAAUCUUUCGCAAAAAAUAAAAAAACGCAACAAGUGGGCUGUGUAGGUGUGCGUAAAUUAAGUGAAUUGUUUUCCCAAUUAGAUAAAUAACGGUGUAAAGGUGAAACUGGAAAAUCAGCCAAGCAGAGCAAUAAGAUGCAACCAUAAGAUACAAACACGCAUACACACUUAUACAUGGAUAGAUUUGUUUUGCGCAACAAGUGUUUAAUCAAUUAAAUUCAAUCAAACAAACAAACGAACAAAUUUGAGUCUAAACACGUUCUCGUUCCACUGUGUAUGUGUUAGGCCGGUUUAGUCAUCAAUCUUUAGUUCUGAGAAUUGUCUCUUUCGCUCUCCCUCGCACUCACACACAUACAGAUGCAACAGCUGUUGGGUGCAAUGCCGCCGACGCUGACGCCGCUGCCGCCGUUUAACUUGAACUGCGUACUUAAAAUCGUCGACCGCCGCCGAUAAGAUAUAUGUAUGUACCUCUAUCGACUAAAAAUUCGCAAAAGUUAAAACCUAAAACAAAGCAAAAAAAAAAGUGUUUAUCUUAUCGCUCGCCCCAGUUGGCCAUUGAUUGGUGUUUUCCGCUGCGGUGAAGUCAUUACUACCAUUUUUUGUUGUGUAUCUAAUGCCCCAAGUGUGUUCCCAAGACAUAACCAAUACAUAUAUCCAGUUUGUCUAAAUUUAGACAGAAUCUAAGGAGAGGCAAAAAGAAUUAUUCACCAAACAAGGCAAUCGUAAAUCACACACACAACUUUAGCUCCAGCUCCAACUUCUUCUUCAAAAUGGACAUAGAAUCCGAUUCAGACACCUCGGAGCGUUGGGAGGACUUUUUUGGCAGCACCACAGAAUUGGCACCUUCGCUGCUGGGCAUCUAUGACACAUUGACGAACAGUUUGGCCGGCAGCCUCGUAGCAGCUCCAACUGUGUCAGCAUCGACAUCAACGAGUGGCCAGUCGACGCCCAAACGGAGUAAUAGCAACACCAGCACCGCCAGCUCCAGCAGCUCCCACACUAGCUGCACUUCGUCCAGCUGCAGUGUCACCAGUGAUGAAAAAUCGUCCAGUUAUACGCUGGUAAGUGGCACCGGCGGUGGUGGUCAGCAAUCGAACACACAAUCGAAUGUGCCGCUGCCUCUGGUCGUUGCCGGGCUACGUGACGAGCCAGAUGGCGCCCAACUGAGUCGCUUUAGUGUGGUUCAUCGGCAUCAGGAGCUGGGCGGCAGUAGCUCUAGUCUAGCCUCGAGCGGAAGCCGUCGUGGCAAUAACAUACGUGUCCUCUCGCCCAACGUCCAAAGGAUAAUCACGCAUGCCGAUGCUGUGCCAGUCGAUGCUGUUGAUCUUGAGGCAUUGCAGCAGCCGCAGCAGCAACAGAGAAGUCCCACUCCAGGGCGUUAUAUCAAGAGCUCACCGGUGAAUCAGUCCACCAGUUGUGGAGCAACCAAAUUGAAACUAUCCCAUAUACCUCUGUCGAAAAUAACUGGGAAAAUAUCAACACAAUCGGGCAGUGAGUUGGUCCCGACUUUCGAAUCACAUAAUGAGUAUGUGAACACCUUGAAUUACAUGGUCUCGGAAAAGGGCAGGAUAUCAACGUCAUCGUCAACGGGAUCGUCGCCAGUGAACGACGACGAUAAGACGCCCACAAAUAAAGCUGCUCCUGGGACACCUUUUCUUUUCGAGGGUCAUCCGUUCGGUCAACGCAAACUAACUCUGCCGAGGCAGCAGAGCAUCAAAUUGAUUGAAAUGGAGCAACUGGCGGCAACUGCAACGCAGCUGCAACACGCUCAACCUGCCACACCGGCCACCCCAACGAUUAGGGCCAAGGAAUUUGUGGUGGCCAGUGAACCUCUAAGUCCUGUGGAUAUAACCGAUACCAUUAAUUUUGAUUUGGUGGCCCAGCAUAUAGAGCAGUUGACUCUGGCCGAUCUGGGUGCAGAUGAACCGCAUAAUUUGGAACUAAUCGAGGCUAUUAACAAGCCUCUGAUUAGCAAGCCGCUGGUGAGAAGUUCUUCGGCUGCUUGUGCCUCUUCUCCGCUCCGAACGUAUGCCCGCACCAAGAGCCUUAAUGUGAAGGCCAACACUUUGGGUGGCGGUGUCCCACUUAAACUGCCAACGGCUGAACAAUUGGCCGAGUUGGAAGAGGCCAACAAAUUGUCAGCCGAGAGUCUAGAUCGCUUGACUGAUAUCAAACCAAAGUCGUCUGCCCGACUCUGUGAGUUGGCACGCCCUUACAAUCGUCCAUUGUCCUCCUCCUCAAUCUGUUCCACCUCCUCAUCAUCGAGCUCUGGCUCGGAUCAGUUGCUCAAUGGCAAACUGACUACCUCAUAUCUGGCCAGCAUGGAGAGUCUGGCUGAGAGUGAGAAUGGUCUUGGGGAUCCACAUCAUCCGCAUAUAGUCACCAUGAGUGUCCUAGAGAGAGCCUCUCUAGAAAUUCUCGACUCGGAGCGAAGUUAUGUCGAGGAUUUGGGUCAAGUCAUCAGAGGUUACCUACUCGAUUGGAAAGAACGUGCCUGUUUGCGUACAGACGAAUUGCAAAUACUCUUUGCCAACAUAGAAGAGAUUUACGAAUUCAAUUCAAUACUAUUGCAACAGCUCAUGAACUCGGGAAUGGAACCGGGAAAGAUAGCCAAAUGUUUUAUCGAUCUACGCGAACGUUUUGAUGUGUACACAACCUACUGUACAAGCUACCCGGAAGCCAUUUCACUGUUGACCAAACUGCUGCAGGCAACGCACACGAAUGCGUUAUUGGCCUCCACGCAGAAGCUGUUGCAACAUCGUCUGCCCCUUGGCUCGUAUCUGCUGAAGCCAGUGCAGCGCAUCUUGAAGUAUCAUCUGCUGCUCGACAGCCUACGUAAGCAUUGCGAUGUCAAGGAGGUGGCCGAGGCGUAUGCCAUAAUGCGUCAGGUGGCCCACAAUAUUGACCAAGUGAAACGUAAACAAGAGCAACAAAGUCGUGUUAAGGAACUGUCGGGCAUCUUGGAUGGUUGGCUUGGACCAGAGUUGACCGUUUUGGGUGAACUACGUCAAGAGGGUCUACUGAUGGAGACGCAUAAUAAACCACGUUUGGUCCUACUUUUUGCCACCAUGUUGAUCAUAACCAAGCAAAAGGAAGACGGCCGUUUGCAGUUCAAGACAUACAUCCAUCAAAACAAUCUGAUGCUGAGCGAACAUUUGCCUGGGGAGCCAACCAGCUUCUAUGUUAUACCCUUCGAUGAGCCGCGCAAUCAAAUCAAGCUGACAGCCAGAAAUCGUGACCUGAAGCGUGUCUGGACGCAGCACAUUAAAAGUGUCAUGCUGGAGAAGCUUGACAUACCCAUGCGAGCCAAGGAGCUUGUCUAUCAGCUGGGCAACGAGGAAGAUCGUACACCAGAUCGCAGCACUUGGAAAUGGAGUCUUCAUUCUAGCAGCAAUUCGACUCCAACUUAUUUAGAGCGACGCAAUGCCUGUCGUCGCAGUGAGAUACGUCAACGGAAUUCCAAAUUUAAGCGCAAAACUGUCACGAAUUCCACAUCCUUCGACAGUUUCAAUGAAUCGCUCGAGUCACAGGACCCUCAAACGCCACCAAAACCAACGAAACCUUUGUCACGUAAUAACAGUUUGGAUGACACUGCCCUGCAGAAGUUGGCAGCUGCCAUGCGUUAUAGAACUAGCAAGAGACCCGAGGAGGCAACCAUUAAGCAGGAACCAGAGAAGGAGUCCUGCAAAUGCAAUCAACAACAAGAGCAGGAGGAGUGUUCUUGCAUCUUGAGAGAUCAGCGCAAUGGACGCUCUAAAACCCAAUCACCUGUCUUCAGUUACAAGGCAUUGAAGGAGCGCAGUAAAUCAGUGCCUCGCAUAGGUGGCUUCGGUUUGGACGAGGAACCCGAGCAGGGCGAUGAUGGCGAUGCUGCCUCUCUGCGUGGCAGCAAACCCGAUCUCAGUGAACGCAAGACCAAAGGCAAGGGUUUCUUUGAGGUCAAGCAAUACAAUCACAAGACCAUGCCCAAGCGAAUAGCCACACUGAAGAAACAACGUCAUAGCACUAAACCCAAGGAGAGUUCAUCUAAAUUCUAUAUGGAUCUCAGUGAAUUUGAUAGCACAGUGCUAAAGAUAACCGAAUCGAGUGAGGAAUUGCGUGCCGAACAGGAAGUCGAAGUGGCUGAAGAGGCCAAAGAGUUGAACAAUGACGAGAGGGGCGACUAUUAUUGCACAGCCGAAGAGUCACGGUCAUUAACCUCGGCUGAGAAGUCCAAACGGGAUGCUCAAAUUGUAUUGGAUUUGCUUAAGAAUCAAAAGGAAUUCGAACGCAUCUAUAAUAAACAACAGAAGCGACGUGAGAGUGCCACAAGUCCCACUAGUCCCAGUCAGGAGAAGCCACCGUUGCCACCGCCACGUCCACCCUCACGUUCACCACCUCCGCUGGAGCUACCCGAUCCUGAGCAGGCUCGGAAGGAUCAAGUGGUGGAAGAGGAACCCAUCUAUGAGACUUUGUUGCGUAAUGUCCAUGUGCCAUAUAAAUUUUCACCAGUGCUGGGACGUUCCAAGACGGCUCAGCUUUUGAAGAAACGAGCCAAGUCAUCGGUAUUGCCCACCACCAGACCUGAAUCGGACUAUGUCACCUUGGUCUACUCACCUGAGGGAGUACUUCAGCGUGUGGGCGAGGAUUUGGUGCAGCGUGAGAGCUGCAGCUCUGAUUCCACUAGUUCCAGUUCAACCCUCAAACGCGAUAGUCAAAGUACAGUCAUCAAUUUGGCCUUGGACGGUGUGGAUUCAUCGUCAACAACAACAUCGGCAUCAUCCCGUACUACCAUACCAAAGAACCUAAUGAAACGUCUGCUUAACAAUAGCAAUCCGGAAACUGAACGCGAGGUAUCCAACUCGGAGAGCUCCUUGCUGCCAAGAGCUCUGCGUUCCAUUGACAAUCUAACCAUGGCAUUUGGUAGAUCGACCAAUCGUCCGCCCGAGAGACGUGUCUCCGAUGUCAGUGAGAUGUGUCGUCAGUCGAUAUUACAUCGCCAAGGCAGUCAGGCGGUGGGUGAACGCAUGGCCCAUGUGGACUAUGCCGAUCCCAAGACCCUAUUCACCAUCAUGGCCAUGGCCAGUUCGGAACGGGAUUCGGUCUUCUCGCUGACAUCGUCCUCAAGCGACAGCAUGUGUGAGCAUCAUCCACGCAAACGAUCGGUGGCCGAAUUGCCCACAAAUUUCGAGUAUGAGCAACAAGUUGAGGACAGUUUGGAGAACGAUUUUCGCGAUUCGGCUAUAUAUAGUGAUGACAACAAUGAUCUGAAACGUCCAAGUAGUCCACCACCGCCGCCGCCACACCGUCCACCGCAAAUUGCUCCAAAGCCUCAGUUAAGAAAGUCCCCGGAUGAGUUACCCGGACGUGGCAACGUUAUUGUCUGUCAGGCGGCAUCACGCAGUUGGGUUCUCCAGCAGAUUGAGAAUUUCAACAAGUGAACGAACCGAUUUGCCAUACAAGUAAUUCCUUUAUAGACAUUGUACAUAAUAAUAACUAAACUACUUUUUUAACUAUUUACACAUAUAUACAUACAUAUACACGUACAUACAUAAAGCGGCAAUAUUAAGUUAGUUUUAGUUACAUUAAUCGACUGUUUUAUAUCCAUGUAGAUGUCUUAGUUUUAGUCUAAAGUAAAGUCAUUUAAAUAAAUGUUCCAAAUAAAACGAAAAUUUCA
This is a messenger RNA of Drosophila willistoni, 5676 nucleotides long. It is a transcript of the gene GEFmeso, whose product is annotated as platelet binding protein GspB. Bases 791 to 5440 code for a protein of 1549 amino acids. Lineage: Eukaryota; Metazoa; Arthropoda; Insecta; Diptera; Drosophilidae. The transcript has 8 exons. The record is from RefSeq and is a predicted model, not a curated record. Gene Ontology annotation, molecular function: guanyl-nucleotide exchange factor activity.